Molecule: messenger RNA, 4791 nt
Organism: Seriola aureovittata
Lineage: Eukaryota; Metazoa; Chordata; Actinopteri; Carangiformes; Carangidae
Gene: plcb2
Product: phospholipase C, beta 2
Exons: 32
Coding region: 1-3915 (1304 amino acids)
Biological process (GO): phosphatidylinositol-mediated signaling; lipid catabolic process
Molecular function (GO): phosphatidylinositol-4,5-bisphosphate phospholipase C activity; calcium ion binding
Source: RefSeq, a predicted model, not a curated record
AUGAAUAAGAAAAGAUACUUUCUGGAACCUCCAGAGGUCAAAGACUACCUGGUCAAAGGCGACAGAUUUACCAAGUGGUCAGAGGACUCCACAAAGACCGUUCCUGUCACCAUGAAGAUGGAUCCGAAAGGUUUUUAUGUCUACUGGAUCAACCAAAGCAAGGAAACAACGUUCCUGGAUGUUGCCACCAUCAGAGAUACCCGAAUAGGAAAACAUGCAAAACUUCCCAAACACCCCAAAGUUCGCAACGUGUUCAACCUGGACUUUCCAGACAGCAACCAUCUCUCCAAAACCCUGACCAUAGUCUCAGGCAUGGACACAGUGAAUCUGACUUACUACAACUUCUUUGCCUCAAAGGAGAAAGUGACACAGAACUGGGCAAAUGACAUUCUUGCAAUUGCCUACAACGCUGCAAGAAACAAUGCAUGCAGACAAGUCUUCCUGGAUAAAAUGUACGUCCGCAUCUCUCUUCACACCAACAAGGACGGCAAGAUCCCGGUGAAAAAUAUUUACAAGAUGUUCCCUGCGGAUAAGAAGAGGGUGGAAAGUGCCUUAGCAUCAGCGCACCUCCCUAAAGGAAAGCAUGACACCAUGAAGCCUGAUGUGUUCACUGAGGCUGCCUUCAAGGCCUUUCUGACGCAUCUCUGCCCACGGCCAGAGAUCUACGAGAUCUUCACUUCUUACUCCACAAAACCCACCAUGACAAAGGAGAAUUUCACCAAGUUUCUCAACGAGAAACAGAGGGACUCCCGGCUCAACGAGGAGCUUUUUCCACGUCUGCGGCAGGACCAGAUCAAGGCUCUGAUCGACAAAUAUGAACCCUGUUCUAACAAUACCAACAGAGGCCUGAUCUCUCCAGAAGGUCUUCUGUUCUACCUGAUGGGGUCGGAGACAUCGGUUGUGGUGCAGGACAGGCUGGCUAAGUGUCAGGAAAUGACCCAACCCAUACCCCACUACUUCAUCAAGUCCUCCCACAACACAUACCUGACAGCUGGUCAGUUCUCCGGUGUGUCCUCUCCGGAGAUGUACCGUCAGUGUCUGCUGUCCGGCUGCCGGUGUCUGGAGCUGGACUGCUGGAAGGGCAAACCUCCAGAUGAAGAGCCCAUCAUUACCCACGGCUUCACCAUGACAACGGAGAUCCUCUUCAAGGAUGUGAUUGAGGCCAUAGCUGAGAGCGCCUUCAAGACCUCACAGUACCCUGUUAUCCUCUCGUUCGAGAACCACGUCGACUCGGUGAAACAGCAGGAGAAGAUGGCCAACUACUGCAAAACCAUAUUUGGUGAUGCCCUGCUAACAGAGCCGCUGGACAAAUACCCUCUGAAGCCAGGCCAGCAGAUCCCCAGCCCAUCUGAGCUCAUGGGCAAGAUCCUCAUCAAGAACAAGAAGGGCAGCCACGAAAAACCAGCCCAGACUAAGAAAACCACCACAGCAGCCACCACCGACCAGACCACAACCACAACCACAACCACAGCUGCACCCAACCAGGUCCCAAACAGCACUCCUCAGGAUCCCGCAAACCCAGCACCCAGCACCCAGGAGACCCAAGAGGGCGACGCAGCUGUGGAGGAGAACGAGGAGCAAGAAGACGCAGAGGAACAGGAUGAGGAGAAAAUGAAGACAUCAGAUGAGGGCACAGCUGGACAAGAAGUGACAGCGUACGAGGCAAUGUCAUCCCUGGUCAACUACAUCCAGCCCAGCAAAUUCAUCUCUUUUGACAAUGCCAGAAAGAAAAACAAGAGUUACGUCAUCUCGUCUUUUGUGGAGACCAAAGGGGAGGCAAUGAUUUCCAAGACUGCUGUUGAAUUUGUGGAAUACAAUAAGAGGCAGAUGAGCAGGAUUUACCCCAAAGGAACAAGGAUGGACUCAUCCAAUUACAGCCCACAGCCUUUCUGGAAUGCAGGCUGCCAGAUGGUGGCGCUCAACUACCAGACCAUGGAUUUCCCCAUGCAGCUGAACAUGGCUCUGUUUGAGUUCAACGGCAGAACGGGUUACCUCCUCAAGCACGAUGUCCUGCGCCGCAGCGACAAGAAGUUUGACCCUUUCUGUGACAGGAUUGACACGGUUGUGGCAAGCACGCUGACCAUAAAGAUCUAUUCGGGCCAGUUUCUGUCUGACAAGAGUGUGAAAACAGGGGUGGAGGUGGAGGUGAUCGGGCUGCCGGGAGACCCCAAAAAGAAAUAUCGCACCAAGUGGUCCAGCACGCCCAACGCCAUUAACCCAGUGUGGAAUGAGGAGCCUUUUGUUUUUGAGAAGAUCCUGCUCCCAGAAAUGGCCUCUCUAAGAAUCGUAGUCCAUGAGGAGAACGGUAAAUUCUUGGCACACAGGAUCAUCCCACUUGAUGCCAUCCAAUCAGGCUUCCAUCACAUCUGCCUGCGCAGUGAGAGCAACUUGCCGCUCACUUUGCCCGCUCUCUUUGUCUACAUUGAGGUCAAGGACUAUAUCCCUGCUGCCUUUGCAGAUUUCACAGAUGCCUUAUUUAACCCAACAAAGGGCACAGAGAAGACAACAAAGACCCCAAAGGAGUCAUCAGCUGACUACAUUUCCCCCUACGAGUUGCCUCUUGCGGCCGAAACCCCCACGGACAAAGCUAAGGAAAGUGAAGCCCCCGUCAUAGAAAAGGCUGCAUCUGAACCGACACCGCCUGUUGAUGCCACUGACCAAUCGUCCCAGUCGGCUCCAGAAACAAGUGCAGAAGAAGCUAAAGAAGAGGCAGUGAACACAACAGAUACUCCACAGCCUGCAGCAGAGCCUCUUCAAACUCCUGAUACAGCUGCUGCUGCUGCUGCUGAAGAUCCAGCACCAGAUGCAGGAACAUCUGACCCCCAUCCCGAAGUCACUCCUUCCCCUGAGGAGGAGGCUGCCCCUGAAAAAGAAGCGCCCCCGGAGGCUGCCCCUGAAAAAGAAGCGCCCCCGGAGGCUGCCUCUGAAAAAGAAGCGCCCUCAGAGUCAGAGGCAGCUCCCGAAACCAAAGAUGAACCGGUAAAUGACUCCAGCACUGACCCUGAGCCUGCUUCAGAUGAUAAAGCAGGCACAGAGGAGGCUUCAGGAGCGCCUGCUGCUGCUGCUGCUGUGGUCGUGCCCUGUCCGGCCAGCACAUCGCCAGAGUCUGCAGGAUCGAAUGACUCAUCUGAGCCGCCGGCGUGCAGUGAAGAGCCUUCGACUGUGACUACUGAGGAACUGACACAGCACAAGAACUAUCUGAAGGUCAUCAAGCGCCAGGAGAAAGAGAUGAAAGAAACCGAAAAGAAGUAUCAGAAAAAAGGAGAGGACCUGAUUCAAAAAUACUCUGACUCCUUCAAGGCCAUGAUGAAGAAAACCUCUCUAAAGAAAAAAGAGGGAGGGGGAGGCACCUCGGACUCCAGCGUGAAGACGGAGCAGGUGAAGGAGCAGAAAGAGAAAAUGCAGGUCGAGCUGCAAGCUCUGUGGACGGAGCAGAACGAUCAGCUGAAGAAGAAGAAAGAGCAGUUUGCUACAGAGAGACUGACCAAACUGUUGGAGAUGGCCACAGAGAGACACACCAGUGAAGUGAAGACCCUGGAGAGUGAAGCCAAAGAUAAAAUGAAGAAAACGCUCUCAAAAUCUUCAUCCUCAAAGAAAGCAAAGCUUAAAAAGGCCAUGAGCACCGAGAUGUUGGAUGAGAACAGUCAGUCCGAUGGUGCAUCCUCAGAUCACAGCCCGCAGCAAGAGGCUCUGAAGAAGAAACAGGCAGCUACACUGGAAGAAAUCAAGACCCUGACUAAUCAGCUCAAUCAGGAGGCCCUGAAGGAGCACGAGCAGAAACUGAGGUCUCUGCCAGCGGAGGUGAGGGAUGCAGUUAAUGUCUGUGUGGGGGCUCACUUUCCUGAACUGGUUGACCAGGCUGGAGACAAGAAGGUGGAGGGAGGCGGCUUCUAUGGAGAUGUCUUCCUUGGUUAAGCUUGCCUUUUGAUCCCUGAGCCCUCAGUGUCACCUUGUCUUAACUUUUUAAAAACUUUUUAUCACUUUUACAUUUAUUUUUCAACCUGUUACAUAAUCUAUGGUCUAACUUUAGUUUAUUCAAUUAGGGAGCUGUGUGUGACAUUUCAGUUUAGAUUUCGGUGCUAUUCGUAAAGAAAGUAUUUUUUAGGGACUUUUAAACCAUAAUAAGGUUUUCAUGGGUGUCAGGUAGACCAAAAGUUAGAUUAUUUGGAAAUGAUUUUAAUUUUCUUUUUGACUCUUUAUUUUAGUUGCUUUUCAUUAGUAAAAAAAAAGACAAAAACAAAACACCCUCAACUGGGCUAUUCAGGGACAAAUAUCUUCCAGAUGAAAAGCCUCACAGUCUCUUUUCUGUUCUCUUAAUGAGUUUAAAAAUGGGAAUAAAUGAAGCACGAAAAAUGUGGCGGCAUCAGUCUGCCGGCUGAAUCAAGACAAUGACUCUCUCUGUAACAAUUGAGCACAGCUUGAUUUUACUUCUGUGAUCCUCCUUGAAGCCACAGCAAAACUGAGCAUUAGGUGUGUUGAACCCACACAGCAAGUUUUGCAGAAUGAAGUAAAGGUACAUUUAUACUGUCACAACAACAAUCAAGAUAAGGCCAUAAAAAACUAGAAUUACCACUUCACAGUUGUAUACCUCCGCCAACUAGUCAAGUUUACAUCCAUGUCUGUCCAGAAUCAUACAACAUAUGUAGUGAAGACUUUGAUUAUUGGUAUUAAGUGUAUUUUUUUCAGUUGUGAUAUAGAGAUAUAUAAAUAAAAUAGAUGUGCCUUGACUUUGUCAAGCUUUGUUGUUCUUGUUGGGCAUACUGUAUUAGUGUUAGUUCAUUGAGAGAAAUA